Messenger RNA from Homo sapiens (human), 726 nucleotides. RefSeq lists its product as uncharacterized. The annotation marks the transcript as partial. The transcript has 2 exons. The record is from RefSeq and is a predicted model, not a curated record. NCBI's taxonomy places the organism in Eukaryota, Metazoa, Chordata, Mammalia, Primates, Hominidae.
AUGGCUGGAGGGCAGCCCAUUUCCAGGAGGUCCACAGCCCAGAUUGGCAGUCAUCAAUACCCUUUCCUGGCCACGCCAUUCUCCAAAUUGCUCACACAGCUGGCACUGUUGCCUCCUCAGCCCCGGCUGCCCCUCUCGUUUUAUGCUGCCAUCCAGUCUUCCCUCAGGCAAUUUAGAAUCUACUACACACAUUGCUAUUUGAACACUCACAGAAAACUAUUAUCUUCCCCCCGCCCUCUACAAAGCAUCUCCAGGGCUCAUAUUAUUGUGAGGCCUCUAUUUUCAUCCUUGCAACCAAUGUUCAGAGCUUACAGAGCUUAUCAUGUUUAUUAUAUAACAAUAAGACACAAGCCAAAACAACUUGCUGCUGGGCUUUUAAACAUAGCAACAGCAGAAAUCUUUUCUGGGCUUGAGGAAGAGCCACUUCAAAUGUCUACUAAUUUCAGCAAUUUUCUGGUCUAUGGAAUGAAAAGUCUAAAACUCACAGCCCUCUGCUCCACCAUCGGACUUCAUGACGCAAGGGGGCGGGUGGGGAAGAAAGUGGCGCGCUCCCUGGUUGUUGGGAUUCACAGGCUGCCUCUCAAAGGAGUAUUGCCUGGGUGGCGAAUGCUCUUGGAGGAGAAAAGAGAAAGGCAUGAAACGGGGACCCUUCAAAGUUGCCACCAUGGUAAUGUCACUCAGUGGCACAGGGCUUGUUCCUCCCUUUUGUUCUCUUUUCUUUUUUUU